AUGUCAUACUACUUCGUUAUCGUCUCACCCACCGACUCGCCGCUCUUCGAAUUGACCUUCGGCACAUCCAAAGCUGGCGGUGACGGUGUCGCUCGGUUCCGCAAUGGCGAGACCUCUCGGUAUAUGAACCAAUUCAUCGUCCACGCUGCUCUCGACGUCGUGGAAGAAGUGCAGUGGCUCACGCCAAACAUGUGGCUCAAAGUCAUCGACAACUACGCACCCACCAAUUCGCACAUCAGCUGCUUUAUGACGGGGACGAAUGUGCGGUUCAUGCUUCUCCACCAACCUUCGGCAAUGACGAACUCCUCUGCUGGGGUUCGAGCAUCGACCACGAUUUCAUCGACUUCGAUCCCACAGAAUCCCACCAGUCCACAGACAGAAGAGGCCAUUCGGCAAUUUAUGAAUGAGGUCUUCGAACUCUGGGUGAAGACUUUGAUGAACCCAUUCUACACGAUUGGAAAUCCCAUCAAGAGUCCCGUCUUCAAGCAAAGAGUCACUGCUGCUGGCCGCAAAUGGCUGUGA
Fonsecaea nubica is the source of this 522-nucleotide messenger RNA. RefSeq lists its product as hypothetical. The record is from RefSeq and is a predicted model, not a curated record. Gene Ontology annotation, biological process: endoplasmic reticulum to Golgi vesicle-mediated transport. Gene Ontology annotation, cellular component: TRAPP complex; cytoplasm; nucleus. Lineage: Eukaryota; Fungi; Ascomycota; Eurotiomycetes; Chaetothyriales; Herpotrichiellaceae. The transcript has a single exon. Bases 1 to 522 code for a protein of 173 amino acids.